This is a messenger RNA of Bathycoccus prasinos, 2637 nucleotides long. RefSeq lists its product with no specific name. The coding region runs from base 1 to 2637 and encodes 878 amino acids. The record is from RefSeq and is a predicted model, not a curated record. NCBI's taxonomy places the organism in Eukaryota, Viridiplantae, Chlorophyta, Mamiellophyceae, Mamiellales, Bathycoccaceae. The transcript has a single exon.
AUGAGAGACGCUCAAACUCCGCUGUUCGUGGAGUCGGAGUUAUUGAGCAAGAAAAAAAAGGCUUCAAAGAAAAAGAAGACAAAGUUUUCAACUUUGAAUGUAUUCGCGUUCGCGCUCUUUUGUUGUUCGAUUUUGAAUCUGUUUUUCGCUCUGAAACAAAACAAUCCUAACAACAACAACAACAACAACAACAACGAAGGUUUGGGCAAAUCUUCUUCUCAUCGAAGAAGAAGUCGUUGGCAGUUCCGGAGGGAAGGGGAGAAUUUUGUUAUUUCGUCUGCUUCGUCGUCGUCGUUUACAUCGUGCGUGAAGCUUUCAGGAAAAGCGUACGAGGAAUGCGUGGAGCGAAAAGAGGAGGAGAAAGAGAAACAAAAACAGAUUCAACGCGAAAAGGCGAAGAAAAUGAAAGAGGCGACGACGAGAAAUUAUUACGAACAGAGACGGAAACAGAAGCAGGAGAAGGUCAAGGAGAGAGACGAGGAGAAGGAGCGGUUGCCGGCGAAAGGUGGCAGGUCAGGAACGACGAAAACGCGAGCUUUGGACGAUGCCGCGGAGGAUGUAAUCGACGCGGACGCGAUGCAAACUAUUCGCGAGGCUACGAUUUUAGAGAAACCUUUGGGAAGAUUAGAGGAAGGAAGCGGAGGGAGAUUUGCGUUUCCCGAGGAAGAGAGUAGUACGAGUACGCAUACGGCCGACGUCCCGGCGUUACAGCCGUGCGCGGGGAGGAGCGCGAGAGGAGUUCACAAUGGAGGAGCAGAAACGACUUGGAAGGAAGCGCCGGAACGAUUUGAAAGGCAAAACGUGCAAACGAGAAAGAAGGAGUUUGGGAAAUUGAGCAAGAAGAAAGUGGUAAUGGGGACCUCGUCGAUAAAAUACCACGAUAAAGCGUCGCUAGUUUUAUUGCCGUCUGGACAGGUUGUGGCUUUUUGGCAGUCCGGGAAAACGUUGGAAGGGGAACGCGGGCAACACGUGCGAAUGGCAACGUCCGAGGAUGAAGGCGUAACGUUCAGUAACUCGUGGCCGUUGUUUUCAAAAUACAACGACGAAGAUGGAGGAGAGGAGGGAGGAGUAGACGACGAAGAAUUAACCGCGCAGUGGACGCCAGUGCCGCACGUCGAUAAGGACGGAAACUUGUUACUGUUUUACGCCGAAUCCGACGGCGGGUGCGAAUAUCGCGAUCGAGGUAGAAUUCGGUACGUCCCGGGAGGGUCGAUUAAAGUCAUCAAAUUGAAUCUCGCGGGCGAUGCCGAAGGACGCGUAGAUAGAAAUUCACCGUGGACGGAGCCAGCGAUGGUGUAUUCCAUUUACGAGGAGAACUUCGUGCCAAAACUAAUCGCCAAUCCAGCGGUGGCGCUGGAGAAUGCUGAAGAUGAGAACGCCUUGAUUCUUCCGUUUUGGAGAGAUAACUCGGUUUUACAAUCGAAGCGCGAACUAUUUACCUCUUCGAGAAAAGCACAAUGUCGCGUGAAACAAAACGGAGAGGCGGACACGCCGGCAACGAGAACCAUUCGGCCGAAAACAACGUCCGCGGGUGUUUUAGUAUCCAAAGAUGGAGGCGCGAGUUGGCGGGCGCGAGGUAAAGUUGAAGAAGUACCCGUCGAAGACGACGACGAUGAGGAAGAUGGUGGUAGCAGCGAAAACUGGUCGGUCGGUGCGAAGACGACGACGUUGACUGCGCCGAGCGUUUUCGAGAGUAGUGGUUCGGGCAAAAGAGACUCGAAGUUGAUCAUGUAUUUGCGCUCGCAAUCCGGCGGCGUUUACGUCACAGAAUCUGAAAACUCGUCGUACAACCGAUGGUCCGAGGCGAAGAAGAUUAGCGAUUUGAGGCGCGAACCUGGAGCGAAAAGUUUCGCACAAAGUUGGAGAAUAGAAGGGGAAGGAGAACGCCACCGAAACGUGCAUAUAGUCGCGUUCAACGACCACAAGAAGGAUGAAAUAAUAUUUGAUAGCACUAGCGAUAGCAGCAAUAAUAAAGAAGGAGGCGAGGAAGAAGAAGAAGAGGAAGAAGAAGAGCGAGGUGAUGGUCACCCAGAAAACUCCCAUCGAGACGUAUUAAAAGAGAUGAUGGAUGGUUCAGAGACAGCGAUGACGACGCGCAAACGAAGAGUGAAACUACCUGACAAAGUCCGAACGCAACUCACGCUCGCCAUCUCCGAAGAUGCCGGAGCGGAUGCAUUCGAUGCGAGCUGGACGAGAAUGAAAGGCUCGGUAGCCGGUGUUGUCGGGAGCGGGAUAGCGCCAGGAUUGAUGUUUCAUAACCCGUGGGUUUUGCGUGUUGGGUGUAAAGUUCUCGUCGCGUAUUCGAAAAUGUACGUCGCGAAGUUCGGUCAAGGCAAAAAUAAAGAAGAGACGCAUUAUUCAGUUCGAGUGUCGCACGUUGAAUUUACCGUGAACGAAGAAAACGUGUGCAGCUCGAACAUGCGUCAGUACGCUUGCGGAAACGACACCGGGAUAACGGAUGAGGAAUCCGAGGACGAAGAAGUAGCCAACGCAAGAGGAGAGGAAGGCGAAGAAGAAGGUUCGGACGAGCGAGAACACCAAAGAAGAGCGGCGAGCAAAUCAAAGGAACGAGAUUCCUUGAAAUCAUUACAGCUCACUCGAAACAUCGAAAGAAGGCGUAGAGAACAUCAUCACUAG